UUUUUUUUUUUUUUCCUUUGUCUUUGUUUGCCCAGCAGCCUGCCCCGUUCCUCCGUUUGCUUCCACCGAUCACUGCCUCCAAGACUCACUUGCAACUUUGUGUUUACGCCCCGAGUCUUGCUGGAAACGAUCGCAUCAGUGGACCCGCCGAUCCAGGAGAGCCCCUGCAAGCGUCCAUCUAGCGGUACGAGCCAGGAAACGGUGAGGGCAUGGGGCCAUGGCAGACAGCUGGAUGAGCCGCCCCGAGUCCAGACAACUCACGCUUGACCACAUCAGCGUGCCUACAGCCAACCCAGCCAUGCCCGGCCAACCACGCCCACGGGUACAGCCCGAUGGCCCAGGUCCCCGGGUGUGAUGGACGAGCGGGGAGCUGGGAGGCAACCUGCCCAACUGGGCUGGACAGGCUAGACAGCCCUUCCCUGUGUCGGAUAUGGCCGAGGCCGUUCGUGAUUCCCACACCCAACCAAGCGGUGGGCGUCUUUUGUGUCAUGCUGUACCCCCCGUUUCGCCGUGCCUCCUGCAUUCGCACGACUCUCUCUGCCCAUCGCCAUAAGCGCCCGGCGCUAGCCCAGUCCAUCCCGGGCGUUUCCUCCUUCAUUGCCACGAACGACCUGCUGCGCCGGCCUAGUGGCUCCCCUUCAGGCGGAUCCUUUCCCGAUACGUGUGUCUUUUUGAAAACCACCGAUAGCCUGCAGGUCGGGAACGCUGCCUUGCUCCUUUCGCCGGACUUGUCUUUUCUUACAGGGCUACUUAAUCACCACGGAAAACCCACCACCCCCACGCCUUUCAGCCCAUCUGAAUCUUGGCUCUGACCCCGAGUCGCGAUCCCAUCCAUCUUGGCAGCAGCCCUGCAGAUCCCUGCAGCCAUACAAGUACACGUUUGCCGCGGCUUGGUAGAGGGCGCAUCCGCCAAGCAAAUAUCGACUUCACUUGCUCAACUUCCAACGUGACGCAUCUAUCCCGGUCCGCAGGGCGGCCGUCUUCACACACGCUCCACCACGGGGCCUUGAUCAUACGGAGAGCAAGCGAACUGGUGGCUCUGGCGCUCGGGAUAACAAUCAUGGCGUCGAGACUUUUACUAUCACUAGGUCUCCUUACCUAUGUCGGGGCGACGGCCCUGCCUCCCACAGACGGCGGCUCGCAGGGCUUUGUGUCCUUCCCCAUCGAGCACAAGAGGUCCCUGGUGCCGCUUCUGAGAAGGCAGGACACCGAGGUUCCGCUGUACAACAUCUCGGUUCUCAGCUACCUCAUCUCUUUAAGCAUCGGCACGCCUGGUCAGCAGACAAAGGUGGCCAUCGACACAGGCUCCGACGAGCUCUGGGUCAACCCUCAGUGCUCUACUGUCCAGGUCAGCUCGCAGAGGUCCGAGUGUCAGGCCAAUGGCCAAUACCAGCCAAGUUCGAGCAGCACAUCCAAGGUGUCAGAUACGACCAACCACAUCCCAUAUGGCAAAGGAGAGGUCACAAUCCAGUAUAUCCAGGACUCGAUAUCCGUCCCAGACAGCUCCAUCUCGAUGACCAAGGUCGUCUUCGGCGCCGCCCUCAAGAGCUCCCAGCUGCCCGAGGGCAUCAUGGGCCUGGGCUUCGGCAAGGGCGUGAACCUGCAGUACAACAACUUCGUCGACACGCUAUUUACGCAAAACGUCACAAAGUCGCGCGCCUUCACCAUCGCCCUGGGCUCGGCCGACGCCAGCAACGGCGGCGCCAUCAUCUUCGGCGGCGUCGACGCCAAACGCUUCUCGGGCAGGCUCGCCCGGGUGCCCAUCCUGGGCCCGCAGGGCAAGGAGACGAUCCGCCGCUACUGGGUCCAGAUGGAGGGCAUCUCGCACGCCGGCAAGACGUACAGCGGCAGCAGCAUGCCCAUCGUCAUCGACUCGGGCUCGUCCCUCAGCUCCCUGCCGCAGGGGGUCGUCGACCAGAUGGCGAGCGACACGGGCGCACAGUGGGACAGCCAGGCCGGGGUCUACAUCGUGCCGUGCAGCAUCCUGUCGUCGGGCGGCUCCUUUGACUUUACGUUUGGCAACGGCAGCAGCAGCACCACUGGCGGGUCGUUGGCAAAGAUCUCGGUCCCGUACAGCGAGUUCGUGUGGCAGGCCGGCGGCGAGUGCGCGCUGGGCGCCGUGCCCAUCAAGAGCGGCAGCGGCGUCACGGCCCUGCUGGGCGACAGCUUCAUGCGCGCCGCCUCCAUCACCUUUGACCAGACGUCCAACAGCAUGUACCUGGCCCAGUACGCGAGCUGCGGCGACGGGGGCGCCCGCGCCAUCGCCGCCGACGCCGCCGGCCUCGACGGCAUGGCCGGCGAGUGCGGCCAGGGCCAGGGCGUCGGGUCCGCGGGCGAGGGGGGCGGCGGCAAGAAGAACGCGGCGGGUAGCAGGGCGGCGCCCCCGCGGGCGCUGUGGGUUGGCGGCGCGGUUGCGGCGGUUGUGGCCCAGAUCGUUAUGGGCGCUUUAUGAUAAUGUUUUUUUUGUUAGUCGGAGGUCCAUGGCACUCGACCACUUGGCAUAGCUUUUUUUGUUUUCUCCUGUUCAUGCCGUAAUUUCCGGGAGCAACAACAAUCAGUGCUAUUCCCCAAAAUCCUCUCUUUCCCAAGCGCUUCGCCUUGUCACAUUCGGGCCACUUAGACGGCAGUCUAGAAUUCAGAGAAAACCCACGAGAGUAGACCCAUAGAUACCUCCAAGCAGCUAGUCAGGGGCUUGAUCGUCUCACGAGCUCUCUUGUUAAUGCGACUGGCUUCCCCAUCCCUCACGAAUGGGGACGCUACCCAUCGGGUCGACAAACGUACGUGCUGG
This is a messenger RNA of Gaeumannomyces tritici R3-111a-1, 2788 nucleotides long. RefSeq lists its product as hypothetical. The coding region runs from base 1061 to 2452 and encodes 463 amino acids. The transcript is spliced from 3 exons. Gene Ontology annotation, molecular function: aspartic-type endopeptidase activity. The record is from RefSeq and is a predicted model, not a curated record. NCBI's taxonomy places the organism in Eukaryota, Fungi, Ascomycota, Sordariomycetes, Magnaporthales, Magnaporthaceae. Gene Ontology annotation, biological process: proteolysis.